ACUCCUCAGUUGGAUUUCAGAACAUCGAACGGGCGGGCGUGUAGGAUGGAUCGCUAAGACACCAGUAGUUUUUUUUCAUUCCGCCUUCUAGCAGUGUUUGUUUAUUACCUUCCGGCACAUUUUCCGUAAAUCCUUCUCGACGGUGGUGCUUUUAUUUUUAUAAGUUUAGCGUGUUAAUUGUUUCAAUCUGGUCUCAAAGCGCCGCGUUCCGAUUUCACGUCGAGAAGGCAGCCGCACAAGUUUGAAAGCGGCUUUUUGAGAGUAGUACCACCUACUCAUAAUUUUGUUAUCGCUGUUAACAACGCAUCAGGCAAAAUCAAAAUGGUGAAGAAGAUUGAUAGUGAAGAGAGUGUAGAUAGUGGCGUCGGCCGUGGCAGUAGUCUGUCGGGGAGUGAGCGCGAAACAGAAGAGAUAACGCGUGGGCCCGAGUCGUCCGCGCCGGUGCCCAUCCCCGACAGCGAGGAGCUGCAGCGCCGCAAGGAAGAGGCGCGCAGGAAGCGCCGCAGGAAGAAGCGCUCCGGCAGCUCGGUGGUCACGUCAUGUUUCCAAGACCUAUACAAGCUCACGGGCGAAGUAUUGGGCGAGGGCGCGUAUGCCUCGGUGCAGACCUGCGUCAACAUCUACACCGGGCAGGAGUUUGCAGUGAAGAUCAUCGACAAGGUGCCGGGGCACGCCCGCGCCCGGGUGUUCCGCGAGGUGGAGACCUUCCACUAUUGCCAGGAUCACCCGAACAUCAUCCAGCUCAUUGAAUUUUUUGAGGAUACCGACAAGUUUUAUCUUGUCUUCGAGAAGAUCAACGGCGGUCAGCUCCUGUCGCGGAUACAGGAGCAUCACUACUUCUCAGAGCCGCAAGCGGCGGAGAUAGUUCGCGAGAUAGCCAACGCUCUGCACUUCCUGCACGGCAAGGGCGUGGCCCACCGCGACCUGAAGCCGGAGAACAUCCUGUGCGUCAACCGCGACAGUCUCUGCCCAGUCAAGAUUUGUGACUUCGAUCUGGGGAGCGGGAUCAGCUUCACUUCGAGCCUCGCGAGCCCACUGGCGACCCCGCAACUCAUGACGCCGGUGGGCAGCGCGGAGUUCAUGGCGCCCGAAGUGGUGUCGCUGUUCGCGGGCUCGGCGGCCACGCACUACGAUAAGCGCUGCGACCUGUGGUCGCUGGGCGUCAUCGCCUACAUCCUGCUGUGCGGCUACCCGCCCUUCCGCGCCGACUGUGGCGCCGACUGCGGCUGGGAGCGCGGCGACAACUGCCGCGCCUGCCAGGACCUGCUCUUCACUUCCAUCCAGGAAGGGCGCUAUUCAUUCCCGGAGGAGGAGUGGUCGCACAUCUCGUCGGAGGCGAAGGACCUGAUCGCGCAGCUGCUGGUGCGCGAGGCAUCGCACCGCAUCAGCGCCGAGCGCGUGCUGCAGCACCCGUGGCUGCGCCGCGCCGACGCGGCCGCGCACUAUCCGCCGCUGCGCACCCCGCUCAACAUCAAACGCAAUAUGUCGGCCCGAAACCUGUCCAAUUUCGCGGAGUCCGCCAUGGCGGUGAACCGGGUGAUCCAGCAGCACUUCUCCAUGAACUACUCGUACAUGGAGCGUCAGCCGGCCGCGCUGCGCUGCUCCAAGUCCUGCCACCCCAGCCCCGACGCCGUGGCUCGCGAGAGCAUCCUGGAGGACGAGCUGGAGCGCACCGGGCUCGCUCUGCAGGCCAUGGCGGUGCGCUGCGGCGACGAGUACUGCGCGCCGUUCGGCCUCUCGCCGCCCACCGAGUCCGAGCUGCUGCGCCGUCGCCACCAGCUCACGGCCGCCGACAAACCCCUCCCCGUGCAUUAGCUGCCGUUCCCGACCGGUCUCUAUUAUCGCCUCAUCUAUUUCGACCUUCUCGGUGAUCUCAUCGAUUGGCGCCACAUCGACCUGAACCUUCAUCUCUCCCCCGAUCAGUUCCCCGAGCGUCGCGCUAGUGGCCACGAUACCCAGGAGAGUUCGGACGCGACGCGAUAGCACGACCGGUGCCCUAGACACCCGCCGAUUCGAGAGCCGAUCCUGCGCGGCAGUGCUUCCCCGUCUUAUCUGUCGAUCUGGUGAUAAAUUGUUUCAACGUGUGAUAGUGAACUUCUCGUACGCGAGGCGCUGAGUCCCUCCGCGUAUCCAGUUGUGUAUAGUUAGUGAUAAGGGCUGGGGACGCAGCUGGCCCCGUCACAUUCCACCGAGCGCCACAGUACAAGGAAAUGGACCUACCUCCGUGAUAGCCUUGCGAGGCUGUCGUGUCGCCGGCGACGCGACCGCGCAGCCGCAUUGCCAGCAGAGGAGCGAUGCUCUCGUAUCUGGCUGCCCACAUACGACACCGCUCCUCUGCCGACGAUGCGGUCGCGCGACAGUCGCGUCGCGGGCGACGUCCGCACCUGUUUACGGUUGCAGCGAAACGGUUAAACAUCGGCGAGAGACUGUGCCAAUGGAUAAUAAUUCCUCCAGUGAUAGAUCCGAUCGCAAUUUUACUGUGAACGGUACUUAGAGCUGUAACAGUUUUAUUUGAGCCUUUUAAAGAUAUAUAUUUAUGGAUAAAUAAAAACGACUGAAUAGUUUUUAUCGAAUGUAGAAUGUUAUGUGAGUUAUGUUCAGACCGACGCCGGUCGAUAAAAUCGUAUUAUAUUGAGAUAGUUGUGCUGAUCUACAUACUUUGUAACGAUUACAGAAAUAUUAUAUUUUUGGAUUUAUGAAAUCCGUUAUAUUUGACAUAUAUUGAGCUUGUUUGUGUAAUAUGCCUUUUGUUCGUGGCCUAUCCUAAAUGCAAUAAAAUUUUGUUACUUUCGAUAGUUUUCGGAUACUAGUCUGUUUGUGAUCGUAUGUUUUUUUGCAUUUUUUGCACCUAUGGAAAACCACAUCUCAUUUAUAUGAAUAAGAAUGAAUCGAUCUAAGAUAAUAAGAGAGUAAGGGACAGUAUGUGACAUUUUCGCUGAGAGUUCAAGUGUAGUAUGUACGUGCGCAUUACAAACUAGGGAUAAAGUUCGCUUGGUAUCGUCUUGUGUGGAAAGGGCCCUCGUGAACCGAUUCUAUGAAAUGUCAUAUAUUUUUGACCUGAACUGUGUUGGAUAAGUGUUGCAUGGGGUUCCAUGGAGCUGCCAUAAAAUUGUGAUCAGUUUGAAUACUUUUAUAUUGCCGAAGAAUGAAAUGUUAUAAUAAUGUUAAGUGUAGAUUUGCUAGACUGUAACCCUGCGAACACAUUGAUUGGAAAAAGAUUCACUGAGGGGUCAUGAGUGUACCUUUAUAAUUGGUAUUGCCACCUUCAUCGGCCGUUUUGUUUAAUUCUCACAAAUGUUAUAUUUUUACAUCAUAUUAAUUACAAACUAUCAUACUAAUUUAUUCUAUUUAGUUGUGGUGGCUUUAUCCAAUCAAUACCUAAACUUGUCGCAGUAAUUUGUUAAAAUUUUGUUUUCGACUUAAUCAUUUUUCAAUAAUUUGAAAUACAGAUGUUUGAAUUUA
Molecule: messenger RNA, 3462 nt
Organism: Maniola jurtina (meadow brown)
Lineage: Eukaryota; Metazoa; Arthropoda; Insecta; Lepidoptera; Nymphalidae
Gene: Lk6
Product: MAP kinase-interacting serine/threonine-protein kinase 1-like
Exons: 7
Coding region: 322-1815 (497 amino acids)
Biological process (GO): peptidyl-serine phosphorylation; intracellular signal transduction; protein autophosphorylation
Cellular component (GO): nucleus; cytoplasm
Molecular function (GO): calcium/calmodulin-dependent protein kinase activity; ATP binding; calcium-dependent protein serine/threonine kinase activity
Source: RefSeq, a predicted model, not a curated record